GCUAAGGAGUGGUUGCGCUUUUGUGGUGCAAAGCAUCUGCGGUGUUCACCGCUUGGAGACCGGCCGCUCCCGACACGUGUGAUUGAUAUAGGUGACAAAGACUCCUCGCGGGUGCGUCUUGUUGUAUCACACGGGCGCCUUGACCGCUACAUCGCGCUGAGCCACUGCUGGGGCCACCGCGAGCCAAUCACUACUACCAAAGAUAGCCUUAGUAGACAUAUCAAUGAGGGAAUAGAGAUUGGCGACUUGCCACAGACAUUUCGCGAUGCAGUCGAAGUGGUGCGGGCACUCGGUUUCAAGUAUCUAUGGAUUGACUGCCUGUGCAUUAUUCAGCAGGAUGGCGAGGACUGGCGAAGAGAAGCCGCGCAGAUGCCGGAGAUCUAUGGGAACGCCGCGGUGACAAUCGCGUCA
This is a messenger RNA of Bipolaris sorokiniana ND90Pr, 411 nucleotides long. RefSeq lists its product as uncharacterized. Lineage: Eukaryota; Fungi; Ascomycota; Dothideomycetes; Pleosporales; Pleosporaceae. The annotation marks the transcript as partial. The transcript has a single exon. The record is from RefSeq and is a predicted model, not a curated record.